AUGGCUGGUAAAUCAAUAAAUCUCAGAGAAAAGUACUUCUGGCGGAAGCCAGAGGGGCGUGGCCUAGAGGCGCGAGAGAGCGUCAGACCGGAAGCGCCUCUCUCUGACGCGAGAGAAGGCGAGUGGGCGGCCGAGCUGGGACGGCGGCCUUCAUUCAGGCCGGAAGCCUCUGGUGGUCGGUUGCCUCUAGCGGCGGGCCUUGAGGCCCUCCUUCCGGCUGAAGCCUGGCGAUCAGUGCGCACCGCCGCCGUGGAGACUAUGUGGGCGGUUGUCCCCGCCGUGGCCCUGCCGCCGGCGCCUUUUCCCCUCCUCUUCCAGCCGGCGGCGCCUUUUCCCCGGACCUUCCGGCCGCUAGAGCCUCCUCCCAAGCCCACCCGCCCGGCGGCGCCUUCUCCCGAGCCCGCCCAGCCGCGCUGCCUGAGCUACGCCAACUACGACGAGCCCCGCUACAGCCGCCUCCUGGUGGUGCUGAAGGGCAAGUACCGCUUCCCGGCCCGGCACUUCGCCUCCUUCGGCGGCAUCGAGGAGGUCUGGAGCGUGUUGAGUGGCAACCUCUGCCACCCCAGGAGGAACCCCCGCGGCCCGGUCUUCGUCAAGUACGCGCGCACUUCCCAGGCCUUGCGCGCCCUCGAGGACUCCGCCCACGUCACCGCCGUCGCCCAGAUAUAUUUGGCACAAAACAGAGUUCCUGGAAGUCGGCAUGAACUGGAUGUGGAUCUUCGGAAAUUAACUGUAAUACAUGUCACAAUCCCAAGGAUUUUUACUAAAAAUGUCUUGGAGAACACAUUUAAGGUUUAUGGAGCCAUUGUUUCAUGUUCCAUCAUAAAGAACAAAGUUGGAGAAUCUACAGAUUCGGCAUUCAUAAGAUUUUUAAAGGCAUCCGAAGCUGCUUUGGCCAUAGAGGAGUGUGACAAAAGUUUUCAAGCUGUUUGGGCUGCGGACAAUCCCGAUCUCCCUAUACCCCCUGAUCUCAAAUUUGGUGUGUUUGGUGCCCAGCAGGGGAUAACAAAACAUGAAAUCCAAGGAGCUACCUUAAAUACUAUGUGUAAAAACACCAGUCUGGCUAACGAGCCAAGUAAAGUAUCUGAAUCCAAAUCUCCUGUGAACAAUCCCAAAGAGAAAACAACAUGCAAAGAAGUACAAGAAAGCAGCGUGGAUACUUUGGGUAAAAGCACCAGUGAGGCUAAUGUUGUUACAGAGCCCAGUAAAUUAUCUACAUCCAAAUGUGAUGUAAACAAUUCUACACCCAAAACAACAAACAAUGAAAUAGAAAAGAGCAGCGUGAAUACUUCUGGUAAAUGUACCAAACCGGAACAGCAAACUACUUCAUCUUCCAUGAUCUGCACUGAAAAGAAAACAAUAAGUUCUGAAAUGCAAUGGAGCAACUUGAUCCCUGUAGUUUCUAGGACCACUUCAAAUGUGCCUGUGACCAGGACUGAAUCUGAACCUGGUCAUGCAGUACAGAAUGCCAUCACCUGCAGAAUUACGGGGAGCAAUUUGAUUGUUUCAGGCAGCUCCUCCAGAAGUAACUUUGAACAAAAAGGAAGCAGACCCUGUAGAAGCAACUUAAUCACUUUAUCUUCAGCUGACAACACCACUUCAUCUGAACCUGCAACCAAGGCAUUCAACUCUAGUGUAAACUACUGGGUAAAUCGCACAGAAAAAAAGAAAAACUUCACCAGUGCAACGGAAAGCAACUUGAUUACAUUAGGUAUCCAGUCUAGCUUGGGUACCCAGCAUUGCCCAGAUUAUAGGUUCAGUGCGGUUCAACAAGUUUUUAACCCACCAGAACACCAUGGAUAUGCAUAUUAUGCAGAUGGUACAAAUUACAGUGCUGCUUUGUCUGAACCUUCAAUGCAGCCACCUGGAACCAAUUUGGACUACUAUUAUAUAAGUGGUGUGGAACAGCAGACAGAUAACCACAGUGUGAAAGAGAGCAACUUGAUGUCUUCAGGUUACAGCACCCUUUUGCCUGUAUCUGUGACUCAACCACUUGAACCCAUUGUCUGCCCCAUUUAUGAGAGUGCUGCGGAACCAGAAGUAAAGGUUGCUGAAGUACAACAGGAUACUGUGCUCACAACAGAAAAGUCCCUGAAAUCAUCUGAAUGGAAGUUCUACAUGGGUGGUGCACGUCGUAAAAAAGGGAGCCGAGGGAACAGCUUGCUUACUUCAGUGGACCCACCAGACCUUGCAAGUGUGAAAAGGAGUAAUUCCAGAAAACAAGAAUCAAUCUCUAGACAUUUGUUAAUGGUAUCGGAAUUCCCAUUGACUCAAGAGCAAAUAUUUGGCUUGUUUGAUGUCAUCCCAGGAUUGGAAUCUUGUGAAGCUCGUCCAGGUCUUCGUAGUACACGUGUAUAUGCAAUGAUUCAGUACAGACAUGUUGCAUCUGCUGUGUAUGCCAAGCGCAGACUACAUGGUUUAGAACAUCCUCUUGGGAAUCAGCUGCAUAUUACUUACAUUGAAGACAAUAUGCAUGGAAUUGAACUCCUCCAAGAAAUGGCAACACAGCUGGUGACUUCACAACUGGCUUCGUUGAUAUGGGAUAAUAAUUGGGCUCCUCAUCUUCUGAGGUCCGCUGAGUCUUGGAUUCCUCCCCCUUGUAUCCAAACAGAUGCUGUGCUUCCAUCAUACAAAAGGAAAGCUCCCCCGGACUCUUCUAUACGGGAAAGGCUUUUAAUCAUCUUUGAUCCCCGUCCUUUGCCUCAAAAUAUCUUGGACAAUUUAUUAAGCCGGUUUGAAAAUUUUAUAGCCAGUUGCCUUAUCCCUGGGAAAAAUGGAGCUUAUGCCAUGUUUGCAGAGAGAGCAAGUGCCAGUGAUGCCAUAGCUACGCUACAUGGGAAAACUGUGAAUGAUGUGAAGUUGAAGGUGACACUGUCUGAUCUGCCCACAGAGGACUUUUCUAAACGCCAGCGGUUAUUCUGACCGGCCAGAACAGUUCCAUCAAGAUUGUUCAGUAUUUUGUAAUUUUUCCAUUACAUCAAGAAUUGUACCAGGGCCAUUCAGUACUUCGUGCUGUUUUUCUGCAAAACAGAGAACAUCAACAAAACUGUCUGCUGAAGACUGAAAAACCUUUUUCAAUAUAUGGAGCUAAGAAGUCUAGUUUUGUGAAAAUCCUUAUUUCUAAUUGAACUGUGGUUAUAACAUUUGUUGUGAACCAUUCAUCAUUCUUUGUUAUAAUAAUAACUGAUGAUCUGACAAUUUGAUGGAAAUUUAUGACAUUAUUUGAAGGUAUUAAUGGUACUGUUGGUUGUUUAGAUUGCUAUCUUGAAUAAACGGAGAGGCAGAUUUUUUAUGCAAGGAGUACAAAUUCAUGAUAUUCCACAAAUCUGACAAGGAGCACAAUGCUGGAAACCAUUGCUUCCAUGUGACAAACUUUUAACAUGAUUAAAUGUCUCUAAAAAAUGUGUUUUGCUAUCCUUUACAGCAAUAAGAGCCAUUGAGUGGUUCUAUAGGAUGUUAUGUGAUUGUUGGACAACAUUUUAGCUGUAUCUGCACUGCAUUUUUACAAUAUUCUAAUUUGUUCAAAUGACUGUAAUAAAGGAAUUCACAUGUAUGGUAAUAAUAGGAGUCAAAGGCCAACAACAAACAGAACCCUUGUUCUAGUGCCAUGAAGUAAAUGGAUGUCACUAACUGACCACAUGCUCUAGGGCUUGUAUCUUCCCAUUUGAUUCUUUCUGGUUACUACAGAAAUAAUCUGGCCCAGAAUUUUCGAAUAUUUCAGUUCGGCAUUUUUAUUCUCUCCAGCCUUUCUUCGUACCUUUUUUUUUUCAUUCUCUUCCUGCUUUCAGUUCUCUCUAUUUUGUUGCAUGUUGUCCUGGUAUCUUUGUUACAAUUAUUCUUUAAGUUGUGGCUUAUUUUGGAGGCAAACUAGAAAAGUCUUUGCACUAGAGAAGCCCAGUUGUCACGACUAGAGUUUGUGUCUUGUAUUAUCACUGACAUGCUAAUGAUUUUGGUCUGAUAAAGGGAGUACUAGCCAACACCCCCCAAAAAAGUCUUCCACCCACCCCAAAAAUCUGAGAGCCAUCAAGUUGAAGAGAGUAGCAUUAAGUUGUUUAUUAAGCCUAACUUUAUAGUUGCUAGUCCAUAGCAUUAUUGGGAAGCCUGGUCCAGUCCUAAAGUGUUCUUUUUCCAAGAUAGCUGAGAGCUGUAUGAUAAUAUUUGUUCUGUUUACCUCUGCAUGUUUGCCAAGAACAAUUAAACUUUUGUAAUAAUCAUUUGGUGUUAAUUCCAACAAAUAGCAAGAUCUCUUGAGGUCCUCACAGAACCAAUUUGUUGAUAGUUUUGGUCAACCAAAACCUCAAUCAGACUCUUGUAUUAUUUGCCCCUUUUAUUCUUUAUUUUGAGGUCAGCCAUUACACUUGAGGUCAGGGCACCCAUUUCUGCAGCCACCAUUAUUUCCUAUUCCAUUUCCUUCUUCCUGAAGAGACUCGAGGCCAACAGAGACAUCUAUGAGCACCACUACUGAAGAAGAAACAUCCACAAGGCUUCCUUUUCCACUGACAUUUUAUUCUUUUGGAUAAAUGUAGCUACAACGUACAAUGUAGCUGCAAUCCAAGAUAAGAACAGCUGCUCUGACCCAAAGGGUAGCCAUGUAACAGAUGCUCUAGUGGAGCUGGCCUAAACAAGCACCUUCCCUCAGGCCCAGCAUUGCAAGUGGACCUUUCAUGGCUGCAGGUGGUUGAAGAGCAGCAGCAAAAAUGUUUCACCUAAAAGAUGUAUGUGACUUUGGAGAUAAUUCUUGCACUUGUAACUUGUUAUAUUUGAGACUGUCUAUGGAGAUGACAUUGAAGUUCAGCAAAUAUAGAAGCAACAGCAAGGACUUCCACCAGGAUUGCCAGAUGGAAUCCAAGAUCUACAGGAACAGCUCUCUUAGCAGCUUUCAAUGACUUAAGAACAUCAGGAGCAGCUCCUCUCCAAGAACUGUGGCUAUGUUACACACGAAUAUAAAGACGAACACCUUUACAGCUGUGGCACCACAACAUGGACUCUCCUCCCACAGAGGUGCAACUGAAAUGAACACUCGCGUUGUUUUGACACCAGUUUGAACUAUUUCUAUUUGCCAAGCCAUUUGAAUUGGCUGCUUCAGCAUUUUUACUGCUUUUGUUUUGAUGACUUUUUUUGGAGUUGUGGGUUGAAUGAUACCUUAUUGUAUUAACCCUUGCUUCUGUACUUUACCCUUCUAUUUGUAAAUAUGAAAGGUAUUUUUAUAAUAUUGUAACAAGAUUGAUAACUUGGGGUGGGAGUGAGUCCUACCCAAUCUUCUUUUUUAUCUUGGGAGUUUGCCUUCCCUCAUACUAUGCUGUGGAGCACAGUGCAUGAAAUUGCCAGCUGUGCCCCUUGAAGUCUCUAGGAGAGCUUUGGAACCAAUAAUUUAUUUGCUUGGACAGUUCUCUAUAUUCCUGUGUAAGCACAGAGCCCAUAGAAGCAGAGCUUGAAGAACCAAAUACAGGUAAGCAGCCCAUCCCUUUUGUUGCAGGGGCAAUGCCAUCUCUCCUUCACUUGGUAGUUCAUUCAUUGUGUUACAAUGUGAAAUGUGCUGAUGGCAAUGACAAGUGUUGGAUAUCAGUAAUGGAAAUUGUCACUGGUAUCUUCUCUCUCCACUGUCUGUACCAUUGUAUAAAUACCUUUUAAGAAAAUAAAAUUUUCCACCUAGUUGAA
Messenger RNA from Anolis sagrei ordinatus, 5658 nucleotides. RefSeq lists its product as uncharacterized. The record is from RefSeq and is a predicted model, not a curated record. NCBI's taxonomy places the organism in Eukaryota, Metazoa, Chordata, Lepidosauria, Squamata, Anolidae. Gene Ontology annotation, molecular function: RNA binding.